Messenger RNA from Amblyraja radiata (thorny skate), 1672 nucleotides. RefSeq names its product antigen peptide transporter 2-like. Gene Ontology annotation, cellular component: endoplasmic reticulum membrane; TAP complex. The annotation marks the transcript as partial. Lineage: Eukaryota; Metazoa; Chordata; Chondrichthyes; Rajiformes; Rajidae. Gene Ontology annotation, molecular function: MHC protein binding; ATP hydrolysis activity; ATP binding. The record is from RefSeq and is a predicted model, not a curated record. The transcript has 10 exons. Gene Ontology annotation, biological process: transmembrane transport; antigen processing and presentation of endogenous peptide antigen via MHC class I.
GGGGGUUGUUUGUCCCCUAUUACACGGGGCAGGUGAUCGACAUCCUGGGCUCCCAGUACGACCAGCGCAUCUUCCUCUUCGCCAUCUUCUGCAUGUGUGCCACAUCCAUGGGAAGUUCCAUUGCAGCCGGUGUGCGCGGAGGCCUCUUCAUGUUCACCAUGUCCAGGCUCAACAAACGCAUCCGUAGUCAGCUCUUCUCCUCCCUGGUGCAGCAGGAGAUCGCAUUCUUUGAUGCCACCAAGACUGGGGACAUCACCAGCCGCCUCUCCACGGACACCGCACUCAUGAGCCGCUCGGUUGCAGCCAAUGCCAACAUCUUGUUGCGCAGUCUGGUGAACACGCUGGGAAUCAUUUACUUCAUGUUCAGCCUCUCCUGGAAGCUCACCCUCCUGAUCUUCAUCGAAUCUCCCCUCACCAUCCUGAUUCAGAAGAUGUAUAACCGGUAUCAUAUGAGGCUGGUGCUGCAAGUUCAGGAUUCGAUUGCUAGGUCGAACCAGCUGGCCGGUGAGAUCGUUUCCUCCAUAAAAACCGUCAGGAGCUUCGCGGCCGAGGACCUGGAGUCAGAGCUGUUUGAGAAGAAGCUGCAGGAAACGCACCAGCUGAAGAACAAACGUGACCUGGUCACAGCCGUCUACCUCCUGUGUCACAGGCUAGCACAGCUCCUGACGCAAGUGGUCAUGCUGUACUGCGGGCAGUUGCUGGUGAGCGAUGGGCAGAUGACCAGCGGAAACCUCAUCGCCUUCAUCCUCUACCAGAUGAACUUUGGGGACUAUGUGCGGACUCUGAUCCACAUGUGGUCGGAAAUGACCCAUUCUGUGGGAGCAGCGGAGAAAGUCUUUGAAUACCUCGACCGUAAGCCCAGUGUUCGCACUGACGGGACAUUGGUACCAGAAUCUCUGCAGGGUCACCUGGAGUUCAAGGACGUGACUUUCUCCUACCCAGCGAAGCCCGACAUCCAGGUUUUACAGGACGUGUCGUUUGAGGUGCGGGCCGGGGAGGUGACGGCCCUGGUGGGACCCUCGGGAGGGGGGAAGACCACCUGCGUCAGCCUCCUGCAACGUUUCUACGAGCCUCAGUCCGGCCACAUCCUGCUGGACGGGCGGCCCAUCAAGGAGUACGAGCACAAGUACUACCACAGCAAGGUGGCGCUCGUGGGUCAGGAGCCGACACUUUUUGCCCUAUCGGUGCGGGACAACAUCCGCUACGGGCUGGAUCACUGCCCGCAGGCAGACGUGGCAGCUGCUGCCCAGAGUGCCAGCGCACGGGACUUCAUCGAGAGGAUGGACCAGGGCUUCGACACAGAUGUGGGUGAGGCCGGCGGACAGAUCUCGGCGGGACAGAAGCAGCGGAUCGCCAUCGCCCGCGCCCUGGUCCGGCAGCCGCGGAUUCUGGUCCUGGACGAGGCCACCAGCUCAUUGGACACACACACCGAGCUAUCGAUCCAGCAGGCCCUGGCCCGUGAGCCGGCGGCCGCAGCGUUGGUGAUCGCCCAUCGGCUGAAGACAGUGCAGCGGGCGGACAGGAUCGUGGUGUUGGAGGGCGGCCGUGUGGUGGAACGGGGCACUCACUCUCAGCUGAUGGAGCUCGGCGGCUGCUACUCCCGCAUGGUGCUGCGGCAGUUCACCAAUGGAGAGCAGGGAGCGGCCGGGGGAGAGUAGGGGUCGGGACACGG